AGGUAAAUGCACUGUCGGUACCAAAAGCAGAAUGUCAACAUUAGUCUAUCCGUUUGCAAUUUCCUGUUUUCUUCAUAAAAAUACAAAGUUCUGAUAAAGUUUCGCGUUAUAAUUAGUAAUUUGUCAGUGGAACGAGUGUCUGGUGGAUUAAUCGUUUGUCAGGACAUUGUGAAAGCACAUUACGAAUGACGAACGUCACGGUGGUGUUCGAGUAUGAGGAACCGGAAUACUGCCGACUGUGUCUAGCGGAGGCGACAGACGAUAACGAACUUUCGACAAUCGGAGAAUCUUGUAUCAGCGAUGAGGAUGACAUCACUCAGGUGAUUCGAACCUUGCUGCAGAUUGAGCUGGAUCCAGCGAAGGAUGCCAACUCGUUUAUUUGUUCGACCUGCUUGGAGAGUCUGGAAGAAUUUUACCGAUACCGUUCCCAGUGUCGGCAGCACAAUGUUACGCUUAAAAAGGAAGCAAUAGAACGAAAGCAGAAGCAAAUCGAUCUGGCGAAGAAUGCAAUUGAAAACACUAACGUGCUGGAUCAGGUUUGCGAAGGGGAACCUAUAAAGGUGAUUAUUCGGAUGAACAGUGAGGGGAAGGCUUCUGUUCGUAUCCAGGUGCAGUCGAAGGCACACGAUAAUCCCAGCAAGGACAACGAAAAGACUAAUGCUGUUGAUGUCGGUACCAAAUCUAAAAAUGAACCAACCAUUUCGUUGAUUGAAAAACAGUCACCUAAAACAGCACCAACACAGUCAGAAACAGCCACAAAUGUAGAAAAUGUGAAGAAUCCACCUGGUAAGCUUAUUCGUUUGCCGUCGCAUCAGUUUUAUUUUUACAAAACGAACGAAGGUUUUGGGUUGAUUUAUGGUGGUUAUCGAUAUUAUUGCUCCAUUCCACGUAAAAGCCGCACCUAUUGGGUGUGUGAGCAGCGAAACACGCACAAUUGUCAAACUUUGUUUCUGGCAGACAAAGCAUACGUUGUGUUCCAUUUAAAUUGGGGCCACAACCACGAUCCACCUAAGGUUCGCGAUAAUCUGAUAAUUUACAAAUCCUGUGACGUUUUGCACAAGGUUAUACAACGAGAUCGAGUUCGAGAACAGGAGAUCAACAAAACUCAGCAGAUGAAAUCGAACACAGCAAUAGAACCAGAUUCGCAAGUAAAACAAGAAACGUCUGACUCUGAAGAUGACGAAUCUCAGGACGUGCUAUCUGACGUUGAUGCUGACGAAGUCCUGUCGAUGGAAGUAGAAGUCAAAGAAGAACCAGGCUUGAAUGAACAGUCACAAUCGUCAGACUCUUCACAUGUUCAGAUCGAUGCAGGUGAGAAUAUGUACUUUAUUCAAGAACUGACCUAACUCGGGUGUACUGCAAAUAUCAAUAAACAAAGCUACACACAAGACAU
Topomyia yanbarensis is the source of this 1393-nucleotide messenger RNA. RefSeq lists its product as uncharacterized. Gene Ontology annotation, molecular function: zinc ion binding. Gene Ontology annotation, cellular component: nucleus. The record is from RefSeq and is a predicted model, not a curated record. The transcript has 3 exons. The coding region runs from base 186 to 1346 and encodes 386 amino acids. NCBI's taxonomy places the organism in Eukaryota, Metazoa, Arthropoda, Insecta, Diptera, Culicidae.